CGUCCACGGGGGCGGGCACUUCCGGGGGAGCCUGCAGGGAACGUCGGGGCUCCUUCCUGAGCUGCAGCGUCGGAUCUCUGCUUUUGGCCCGGCUCGGACCCCUCUCCAGCUCCACUCCACCGUGGGUUCGGUGGAGCCUGCCUCGGGGUGUCCAUGGCAGCAGGCGCCGAGCCCAGCGCUCGCGGGAACCUUGCGGCCGGAGCUGGAGGGGAGGAAGGUGUACAUGUCAAACCUUUUACUCCAGAAAAAGCAAAAGAAAUUAUAAUGGCUUUACAACAACCUGCAGUAUUCUGUAACAUGGUUUCUGAUUGGCCAGCGCGACACUGGAACGCUCAACACCUUUCUAAGGUCCUUCAUGGCAAGCAGAUACAAUUCAGAAUGGGGAUGAGAAACACAGACACAGUUCCUCAGUUUGAAACGACAUGCAGUUAUGUCGAAGCUACACUUGAAGAGUUUCUGGCCUGGAACAGUGACCAGUCUAGUAUUUCUGGACCAUUUAGUGAUUAUGAUCAUUCCAAAUUCUGGGCCUAUGCGGACUAUAAAUAUUUUAUCAGUCUAUUUGAAGAUAAUACGAAUGUUUUCCAGGAUGUGAUGUGGUCCGACUUCGGGUUUCCUGGAAGAAAUGGACAAGAAAGUACGUUGUGGAUUGGCUCUCUGGGAGCCCAUACGCCCUGCCAUCUGGAUUCCUAUGGUUGCAAUUUAGUGCUCCAGGUGCAAGGAAGGAAAAGAUGGCAUCUUUUUCCUCCCGAAGAUACUCCUUUCCUCUACCCAACUAGAAUCCCUUAUGAAGAAUCUAGCGUGUUCAGUAAAAUUAAUGUUGUCAAUCCUGAUUUAAAGCGUUUUCCUCAGUUCCGGAAAGCUCAGAGACGUACGGUUACGCUGAACCCAGGACAGGUUCUGUUUGUUCCCAGGCACUGGUGGCAUUAUGUGGAAUCCAUCGAUCCUGUCACUGUCAGUAUAAAUUCAUGGAUUGAGCUGGAAGAGGACCACUUCGCCCGGGUGGAAGAGGCAAUCACCCGCACGCUUGUGUGUGCCCUGAAGACCGCAGAGGAUCCGCACAAUACCAGGGCUUGGCUGAACCCAACUGAGGUCGAGGAAACAUCUCAUGACGUCAAUUGUCGCUACUUAAAUGGAGCAGUUUCUGCUUUCUUUGAUCACUACAGAACAUCUAACGUAGUAGAAACCUCAGCUCUGCAAACAAACACGGAACACGCGAGAAAGGAAGGACUGAAUGUGUGCGACCACUGGGAGGGGGGACGAACACGUGGCCAGAGCGUAACCAUGGGAGCAGCAAGUGCCUUUGGCCCUGAUCUGGUUCCUGUAACACCUUCGGAAAGAGAAGGCAUCUGUGAAAGUGAUGGUCAAGACUUUGUCGACAGAGAUGGAGAACACUUCGGAAAAUCACAUCAAGCCGAGAAGCAACAAACGAUAAGCAAAAGCGAGAAUGCAGUUGUGAAACAGAUUGCAUACAGUAACGCCACGGCCCCUUCUCAGUCACUCAUUUCUACAGACGACUUGCUCGACUGCCUGGUGAACCCACAGGUGACCAGGAUGGUGGCACAACUUCUGAUACAAGGAAGAAAUGUGUGAUUCUUACAGACUGUGACUUUUUAAAUAAUACUUUAAACAUUUAUUUUUUUAAAUACAGUAUAAUUUUAAAAUAAAAGUUGGACCAAUGAAAGGUCAAUUUGCA
Messenger RNA from Tupaia belangeri chinensis (Chinese tree shrew), 1693 nucleotides. RefSeq names its product HSPB1 associated protein 1 (gene HSPBAP1). Lineage: Eukaryota; Metazoa; Chordata; Mammalia; Scandentia; Tupaiidae. Bases 154 to 1590 code for a protein of 478 amino acids. The record is from RefSeq and is a predicted model, not a curated record. The transcript is spliced from 8 exons.